AUGCUCAAGGACAUCUUGAAAGCUCAAGAGCCUCCACCCGAAUCCGGGGGCCAGGAUAUGGCAGCGGCUCCAAUCGAAGCUGAGGACCAGGAUAUGGCAGAGACUCCAGCCGAAGCUGGGGACCAGGAUAUGGCAGAGGCUCCAACCGAAGCUGGGGACCAGGAUAUGGCAGAGGCUCCAGCUGAGGAUGGGGCAGUGGAGAAGAGCUACCCACCGGGUGCGAUUCAGCUAUCCACAGAUGCAGACAGCCAGAUCGUUGAGGAGCAGGAGGAAGAGCAUUUUCAGUAUCAGACCGAACACGAGGUGCCAGCCACCCAGCCCGAUCCCCCAUCAGCCGAGAAGCCGAAGCCCGAGAAGGACAAUUCUGGGAUAGAUCCGAAAGACUCCGAGGACUCCCACGGCGAUCGAACGAGCGACAAGGACUUCAUGGCUGAAAAAGUGUUGGAGGAAGCAGGCGGUGAGGAUGAUGCUGCUUUGUCCGAGCUGCAGUCCAAACUGCGAGCAGCUGCUAAGGCGAAGGCAACUGUUGAGCAUGCGGAAAAGAAGACUCGAGGACGUGGCCGUGGAGGCGGCGGUCGUGGAGGCGGCCGUGGAAGGAGUGGUGCCGCAUUGAAGCGGCCAGCAGCUGCAAAGCGGAAGGUCGACGAGGUGGACGAGGUUGGGCCGGAGACGGAAGUGGUCGAGGCCUCCGCCGGGAUGGCGCAAAGCAAGGAGGAGGAUAUCGAUGCUGAAGCCAAGCCCGAGAAGAAAGCAAAGAAAGGCGAGCAGGAAGCAGACGGGAAUGAUGAUAAAGGCAAGAACGACAAGAAAAACAAGAAAGACCGGACAGCCGAGGAGAAGGAGGUGCUGGACAGCAUCCCGGAGCUUGAGAACUACAGAGCUGAGUCUUUGGAAGAGGGCAAGGAAAUGGCGGUGGUGGAAGAUGCCUUCGAGCAGGACAAAAUGGCUUUGGCAAAAUUGACGGCCCAGCGCCGGGCCGAAAAGGCCGUGAAGUAG
This is a messenger RNA of Symbiodinium sp. CCMP2592, 996 nucleotides long. The record is from the annotation of a GenBank genome assembly. NCBI's taxonomy places the organism in Eukaryota, Dinophyceae, Suessiales, Symbiodiniaceae.